Messenger RNA from Neopelma chrysocephalum (saffron-crested tyrant-manakin), 6432 nucleotides. It is a transcript of the gene KLHL3, whose product is annotated as kelch like family member 3. The record is from RefSeq and is a predicted model, not a curated record. Bases 57 to 1853 code for a protein of 598 amino acids. The transcript is spliced from 15 exons. Gene Ontology annotation, molecular function: protein binding. Gene Ontology annotation, cellular component: cytosol. Gene Ontology annotation, biological process: monoatomic ion homeostasis; protein K48-linked ubiquitination; renal sodium ion absorption. Lineage: Eukaryota; Metazoa; Chordata; Aves; Passeriformes; Pipridae.
UGGAAGCUGCAAUUGCAUCUGUUCAACCAUCGUUGCUGAUACAUUUUAAAAGAUGUAUGAAACUUAGGCUGAGGACAUGGCUUCAGGAGAAACAUAGAAGAGCAAGCAUUAAGCAGAGCCCCCGUUCCUCUGAGGCAGCUGAAGAUGAAAAGGAGCAGCGCACAGUGACAGUCAAUCCCUCUCACAUGAGAAAGGCUUUCAAGGUCAUGAAUGAAUUACGGAGCAAGAGGCUCCUCUGUGAUGUGGUGAUUGUGGCCGAGACCGUGGAGAUGGAAGCCCACCGCGUGGUCCUGGCGGCCUGCAGCCCCUAUUUCUGUGCCAUGUUUACAGGAGACAUGUCUGAAAGUAAGGCCAAGAAGAUUGAGAUUAAAGACGUUGAUGGCCAGACCCUGAGGAAGCUGAUUGAUUACAUCUACACUGCCGAGAUUGAGGUCACGGAGGAGAACGUGCAGGUUUUGUUGCCAGCUGCUAGUUUAUUGCAGCUGAUGGAUGUCAGGAAAAACUGCUGUGACUUCCUUCAAUCCCAGCUGCAUCCCACGAACUGCCUGGGCAUCCGAGCCUUUGCCGACGUGCACGCCUGCUCUGAGCUGCUGCAGCAGGCCAACGCCUACGCAGAGCAGCACUUCCCCGAGGUGAUGCUAGGAGAAGAAUUUCUUAGCCUUAGUCUGGACCAGGUUUGCAGUUUAAUAUCAAGUGACAAGCUCACAGUCUCCUCUGAAGAAAAGGUGUUUGAAGCAGUUAUCUCUUGGAUAAAUUAUGAGAAGGAAUCUCGCCUGGAGCACAUGGCUAAACUGAUGGAGCAUGUUCGCCUGCCCCUUUUGCCCAGAGAUUACCUGGUACAGACAGUCGAAGAAGAAGCUUUAAUCAAGAAUAACAACACCUGUAAAGACUUCCUUAUCGAGGCCAUGAAAUACCAUUUGCUUCCUCUGGAUCAAAGGCAACUGAUAAAGAACCCCAGAACAAAGCCCAGGACUCCUGUUAGCUUGCCAAAGGUGAUGAUCGUGGUGGGUGGGCAGGCCCCCAAAGCCAUUCGCAGUGUGGAGUGCUAUGAUUUCGAGGAGGAGCGCUGGGAUCAGGUUGCUGAGCUUCCCUCACGGAGAUGCCGAGCAGGGGUGGUGUUCAUGGCUGGCAACGUUUACGCCGUCGGGGGCUUUAACGGGUCGCUGCGGGUGCGGACGGUGGACGUGUACGACGGCGUGAAGGACCAGUGGACGUCCAUAGCCAGCAUGCAGGAGAGACGGAGCACCCUGGGGGCAGCCGUGCUCAAUGACCUCCUGUACGCAGUGGGAGGCUUUGAUGGCAGCACUGGUCUGGCAUCAGUUGAGGCCUAUAGCUAUAAAACCAAUGAGUGGUUUUUUGUGGCUCCCAUGAACACAAGAAGAAGCAGUGUUGGAGUUGGAGUUGUGGAGGGGAAGCUCUACGCCGUGGGGGGCUACGAUGGAGCGUCCCGUCAGUGCCUUAGUACUGUGGAGCAGUACAACCCCGCCACCAACGAAUGGACCUACGUUGCUGACAUGAGCACCCGGCGCAGCGGGGCAGGUGUGGGUGUUCUCAGCGGGCUCCUCUAUGCCACUGGCGGCCACGACGGCCCCCUGGUCAGGAAGAGUGUGGAAGUCUAUGACCCAGGGACAAACACCUGGAAGCAAGUAGCAGACAUGAACAUGUGUAGAAGAAAUGCAGGUGUGUGUGCGGUGAAUGGUCUCCUCUACGUGGUGGGAGGCGACGACGGUUCCUGCAAUUUGGCCUCGGUGGAAUAUUACAACCCCAGCACGGACAAGUGGACGUUGCUGCCAACCAGCAUGAGCACAGGGAGGAGUUACGCAGGUGUGGCUGUGAUUCACAAGCCCUUGUGACACACAAUCAAGCCAAUGUGAGGAGCAGAAGUGAAGUGGAUCCAGCUAGGUGGUGUUGGGAAGAUGACUGACCUCUGACUUGACCCAUCUCAUUGCUGUUAACGUCUUAGCAUGACGAGUGAUACGUUCCAAGCAUCAUCCACUCCGUGGUGGAUUGCAUAGCCAAGAGAAAAGCCCUCUGGGGACAUGUUCCAUGCUAGACACGAGGUGUUGCUUGUUUUCUGUGGUGCAAUCAACUGUUCUUCUCAAUGGCGUGUCCUGAGAUAAACACUGUGCUUGGACUGCAGGCACGGAAUUACCUGUGUGAAACAAAACUGCUACGUUUGGGCAUGUGAGUAAAAAUGAACGUUCCUGGAUUUCUUCACUACUGAUGCUCCGUGCACAUUGUUGGUUGAACUCCUUACUCACUGUGCCUGGAGGGUGGACUUCACUACUGGCAGUGGAAAUCUCUGAGUUCCAACUGAGAAAAACAGUCAGCAGAAAUGGACUGGAACAGGGUGCUCUGGCUCGAGUGUGACGCUGUCUCAGUCAUACGUUUGUACAUGCCACUGGACUGCUGUAUGUACCCCUGAAAUGCUUGUCCUAUGGUGGAAAUAAAUACCAUGUGAUUUUUCUACUUGCCAUGGAUGCUGUGUGCUGUACCUGACGGGACCUGCUGGGCAGUGCCUUCCCUGGGGCUGAAGUCUCAGCACCUGAGCCACACCAAACUUCCCAGCCCCACAAAACACAUGCUGCUCCCACGGGGUUUGUUGCUCCUGUGAAACAAAUGUUGCUUGAAUAGAAAGUAUUCCCAACCCACACAUUUCAGCUGUGCUGAAAUCCCCGGUUCUGGCUCUGUCCAGCAUUUCAAUGCCAUUUCAUAAUAGAGCAUUUAGAUGUUAAAAACUACCUUAUGGUGCCAUUAAUGUAGAGACAUUCCAUACAGAGAGAACCCUCUGUCACCCAAGCAGGGAUUAAUGAGCCAAGUAAAAUACCUGCAGUGUUUUAAUGCUUCCAGAGCAUGGAGAUUAACUAAUCACUGUCGCUGUAAUUGCUAUUUUAAUCUUGCCCUUACUGAAGGCAUUCCUCUAUUAGUAUGAAGAACUCAUAAGAUUAUUCAAAACAGACAAAUGUAGCUCCAGCUGCAGGAGAGCUGUCUUGCUUACAUACCAAAUUCUUAAAAGUUUUCUGUUUAAGAAGAUAUUUGACUUUAAAACACUUUGUUGUGUCUCCUUGUGAGCUCUGGCGUGCUUCUGCAUACAGGGGUGGGCUCCCAGAGGCUUCCCAGCUAAAGGGAACUAGUGAAGAAAAAUAUUUUCUCUAGUCUUUUUCUUGUUAUUUGUUGUUUGGGUUUUUUUGUUUCUCUCCCGUAGAUCAGCUGAGGCUUUUUGUUGUGGGCAGCUGGCCAGUGUUUUUCUGCUGGUUUCUGUCUCCAUAGGUCUGUUAUCAAAAAGACUCCCCGUGACCUUCGACAGUAGAAAAGAAAAAUACUUGAAAGUUCGUUUCAGAGGGAUCCACGCUACAUCAUCUUGUGCAGCUUUUGCAGAGGAGUGGGUUACUUCUGUAAAUAUGUAGGUCUUUGGUUGACACAGUCCUGGUAAGAUGGGUUCACUGUGGGGGAAACAGCACCUACCUUUGCUGUGUCACCCCCCCACAGAGGGACUGGCCUUCAUGAGGAAUGUUAGGUAGCUCCCACUCCUCUUUGGAUGUUCUUGUUUUCACAAACAAAGCCAAACUGUCCAAAGAAAAGGCAGUAUUAUUCUUGAUGUCUACCCUUCCAUUGUAUGUCAGCUCAGAAGUCUUAAAAAUAAUAAUUAAAAAAAAUAAAUGAGUCGUUUCUAUAAUGCCCUUUAAACAGUUUGAGUUUUACGAUCUGCAGUGAAACGUGCCAAAAUAAUAGUAUGACAUGCUGCUCUUCUCUGAGGUUUUGCUUACUGUAAAAGCCAUUGAGGCUGGCAGGAAUGUAUCCUGGCAGGAAUGUAUCCCUGACUGCAACUGCCUUGGGAUCAGAGUCCUGAGAUGCAUCUUUACGAUGACAUGAGGAAGGUGAUGAGGCCCCAGUUUGGACAGACUCAAAUUCACUGGCCCGAAAAGUGGUUCUCUUUGAUGCAGCUCGCGGGAAUAAAGGAUAAAAUGGGACAGGUUUUGGUCAGAGGGAGCAUCUCUUGUUAGGCUGAGUGACUGGACAAGGGUGGACAAGCAUUCGGACACACAUGGCCCUUGUUAGAUCUGUACAGACACAAAGCUGGAUAAACUCCUGUAUGAGCUGCUGCAGAGCCCCACUACAGCUCAGCAGUUGGGAACAGUCCCCAGCCAACCCUCUCACACCCGUGGCUUCACUGCAGCAAAGGCAAAUACUGUUCAGGGACUCUGAAUUUCUGUGGGCUGGAGAUAAAAGCCAGUAGGUACUGCUGGAGAGGAGCAAGGUUGAAAUCUGCUGCAGUUGUCAGAUGUGGAAAGUGGAUAUGCCUGAAGGUGGAAUAAUUUUAUCCCCCGCUAUCCAUCUAUUCGUAAGAUAUUUUCCUUAGGAGGAAAACAGGUUUUGGUGUUUUUCUGCUAUUGUAAAAUGGCAUUUCUGCCCACUGCUGGCCCAGACCUGUGGCUUGCUGGACAGGGCCAGGACUCCCAGCCCUUGCCAGGGACGAGUGAUGCUGUUCCCAGCUGCAGCCAGUUCUCCUCGAUGGCAAAUGAUACAUUUCUUUCUCUCCUCCUCAAACAGUUGCAGUGUUAUGCAAGUCAAGUGACCUCGUUUUCCAGCUAUGCAAUACCAACAACCCUAACACGUGAUGAACCAGCUGUAAACCCCACCCUACCCCACCCCAGAAAUGCUUCUGGAAUUUGUCUUUGGCCUGUGGUUUCGUGUUUGUAUUGUUCAUCCUGAGCACCUGAGCCAGAUCCUUUACAGAUUGCCUUUUUCUAGGGACUGAAAACGUAGCAUUAGCGCUAACAGAUUUUACUGUAAAUAUUUUUAUAAGACAGAUUUUAAAUAAUUUUUCUGGAUCGCUUUUUAUGGUCGUCAGUGACAAUUCUGUUAAAUCCUGGGUCUAAUUCUUGCACUCCAGUGCGGUUUUUGCUGGCUGUGGUGUAGGUGUGACUCUGCACGUUCUCUGCACAAGAAAUGCCGUGUUGUAACUGAGAUCUGGGAUAGCUCUUGUGUUGAUUCUAACCUAUGAGAAGGACAGCACUGGGCUCCACAUUAUGAGAUAAAUUCAAAUCCAUUACCUCAGUCACCAGGACACUCUUAGAUUAUUAUUUUACGAUGAUUUCAAUACUCUGAUUUAAUUUACUUGUGCCAUGUGUUUGGUUCCCAGUCAGUUUGGGGGACAAGCUGUCACUCGACCAUCCUCUUCCUUGGCUCCUGUGUGAGCUGCUUGAAGAUGGAGAUGCUCUGCCCAAAACAGCGUGGGCACAACCCCCCAGGCUGCCAAAACCAGCCAAAUUAUUGCAGGAGGCUUAGUAAAAGCUUUACCCACCAAACCUGGGCCGCUUCCUCGUGUUGGUCCUUUGUGAAUAUGAAAGGCUUUCCUCAGCUCCUGUUGUCACCUCUUUUUGGGAUCACCCUGUGCUUGACCCCCUGUGGGAUUUUCUGGCCUUGGGUUUUCCCAAAGGUGGUUUUGCUGUUGCAGAGGAUGCACCCUGGGGAUGUGCCCCCCAAACCCCACCAGCAUCUCACAUUAGAUGCACACGCUGCUGGGCUUGCAAAGCAGGAUAGAUUUGCCUCAAGCAAUCUGUUGUUUGAAAAAGUUUGAAUCAAGUCCAUCUUUUCCAUUUGUGCCUAAUAGAUAAAUUGGGGGUGAUUAAAGCCAAUUUUCACUUCAUUCAGUUUACCCAAACACUUUCUUUGUACAGAUGUGUGCAGCCUGUAAUUACCAUAAAUACACUUGGCAGCGUUUGCGUGACACCACCACGAAAGCUCAGCACUGUUCUCUGGUUUGCAGUGUUUGGAGACCAAAAUCCUUAAUACCCAGCGAGGUGCAAUGCCUGUUCACCAAGCUAACAUGAUGGUUCAACAGCUAGAUUAACCUUUGGGAUUGUUACUAAUAUAUUAUCAAAGCAGUUGCCCCCUUGGUUUAACAUCAUGCCCACAAAUCACAUUCUCAUGAGCAUAACUCGUUGCUCAAAGCUGCAGUGUUGGGAGUGUGUUAGGUAUUACAGUCUGAAUAUGGGCUAAUUCACUUUUUUUCAUCUGCUCUUCUCUUGUUUCUGGGUUUAUAAAUUAUUUUCCUCUGCAGUGACAAUAAAUAAAUAUUGAGAAUUUUAAUUUGUAUAUUUUAUGUAUAAGAAGACCCUUAAGAGUAAUGAAUGAUUGUGAAAUAAUUUACCUGGGUGUGAAUUUUUUUGGUUUUGUAAAACAGCCUUUGUUGGUUCAGUAGCUGGCAGUAUACCAUAAUGAGUCAGUAGACUGUUUAAGCUUGUUUUUUAAAUUAAAGAUUUUUUUUGCAUGAGUGUGGAGGACCAAGGACUUUGCAAAGUAAUUCUCUUGACAGCUGUCUUGUCCAGUGUGACAAAUGACUCCAGAAACAUUCAUAUUUAUAUUAUGAAAGAAAAUCACACUGUAGUCCCCCAUCAUUUAAUUUGAAUAAAACCUGAACUAAUGAAA